Messenger RNA from Jaminaea rosea, 930 nucleotides. Its product is annotated as Thioesterase/thiol ester dehydrase-isomerase. The record is from RefSeq and is a predicted model, not a curated record. Bases 262 to 861 code for a protein of 199 amino acids. The transcript has a single exon. Gene Ontology annotation, molecular function: fatty acyl-CoA hydrolase activity. NCBI's taxonomy places the organism in Eukaryota, Fungi, Basidiomycota, Exobasidiomycetes, Microstromatales.
GCUUGCUGGAUUCGAUAGACACUUGUAUUUCUGGAUGCAAUGCGAAACAGCUGUCGCAUCGUAGCAGAGCUCGCUCCGAUUUUUCUCUGCUCUGACUUGUGAGCAAAAGUGUCGAUCUCAUCGCCCCACACAUGGUGGUUGCCGUGAGCCGCGGCUUCGGCGUGGCGUCGGCGGACUCGCGACCUCCCACUUCUUCGUGUUGCUCUCCCACCCUCUCAUCUCGUCUCAUUGACAACAGCUCACAGCGAAAUCCCCAUCAGCAUGUCCACAUCACAGCCCACGCAGGACACUGACAGUGCUGCACCAGCAGCAGCAAGCGACAACGCUACCAGCGCCGCUACAGCUACAAGCAGCAAAGCAGUUGCGCCCUCUUCUCGCCCGCAGCCUUUGCAGGGCGCCGAGCUCUUCUCUGCCAUCGAGUCCCUGACGACGAAGAUACUGUCCGCUUCGCCCGUCUAUUCGCAUCUCCUUUCUUCCCUCUCACUCCAAUCCGCCUCACCGGGCCAAGUGACUUACAUCUGGCCUCAACUCCCGGCACACUGCCUUAACUCUCACCACACUCUACACGGAGCAGUCUCUGCGACCCUCAUCGACUUCCUCGGCGGGCCCGUCAUCGCUUCUACCUCGUCCAAUCCGCUCGAGGCGAAGCGCGGCGUAUCUACAGAUAUCAGUGCGCAGUACUUGAGGGAAGCAAAGGAGGGAGAGAGGGUCAGGAUCGUGGGGAGGGCAAAGAAGGUGGGCAAGAGGCUUGCGUGGGUUGGGGUGGAGAUCUGGGCUGGCGGGAAGGAGGGGGGACCUGAGGGCGGAGAAGGUGGAGAGAGGCUGUGUGUGGAGGGGAGUCAUACGAAGUUCAUUGCGUGAGGCGGGCUCAUGGUGGGAGGGCAAAGAGGUAAGUGGGGCGCAACGCACUGAUCGUCGCUGCUGUCGUCA